Messenger RNA from Lodderomyces orthopsilosis Co 90-125, 690 nucleotides. RefSeq lists its product as uncharacterized. The record is from RefSeq and is a predicted model, not a curated record. The transcript has a single exon. Gene Ontology annotation, molecular function: protein binding. Gene Ontology annotation, cellular component: cytoplasm; nucleus. NCBI's taxonomy places the organism in Eukaryota, Fungi, Ascomycota, Pichiomycetes, Serinales, Debaryomycetaceae. The coding region runs from base 1 to 690 and encodes 229 amino acids. Gene Ontology annotation, biological process: proteasome regulatory particle assembly.
AUGACAGUUGACGACCAUGACGUUGCCGGGUUCCAAGGAUUGAUGAAAUCAUUAAACUUGGACUCUGACCAAUUUCAAGAAUACGACCAGUCCAAAUUCUCCUCAUAUGAUUUCGAACAACUUCUGAAUUUGAAACUUGAAAUCGAAUCUCAAUUGAGGAUACUUUUCAAUUUACUACAGCAGAAAUAUGGGGCUAGCAUGGAAACGAACUUAGUCACUGCCGACGGAUUUCCGAGAAGUGAUAUUGAUGUAGUCACGAUACGAUUGAUUCGAGUGCAAAUCAUUCGGUUAAAAAAUGAUUAUAAAGAAUUGUUAAAAGUACUAGAUUCAAAAAUGGAGGAGGAGUUUGCAAAAAGGAAGACAGAAUUGGGAGAUGAUCAAGCGCAGACUGAACCAAGACUGAAUCAGCAAAAACCAAAUAUUCCUUUUGCACAGGUAAAGGAAGUCAUUGCUGGCGGUCCUGCUGAAUCUGCAGGUUUAAAAGAACGUGACUUGAUUGUUAUCUUUGAUAAUGACAUUCAUGCAUUAAACCAUAAUAAGCUAUCUAAAUUGGUUGAAAGAGUGAGAGCUAAACCUGGUGAGAAGUUACAAUUGACUGUUAAGCGCAAUGAAGAGACAUUGAAUCUAAUUCUUAAUACCAGUGUAAAGUGGGAUGGUAAAGGUAUUGGGUGUCGUAUAGUGCCCGUGUAA